Messenger RNA from Jatropha curcas, 1374 nucleotides. The record is from RefSeq and is a predicted model, not a curated record. NCBI's taxonomy places the organism in Eukaryota, Viridiplantae, Streptophyta, Magnoliopsida, Malpighiales, Euphorbiaceae.
AUGGCUAAGAUUCAAAGCUCUAAACACAUAAUAAUUGUUUUCUUGAGUUGUUCAAUAAUUCUGAAUCUCUUCAUGUUCAUUAAUCUGUUUACGCAUGGAGAAAUGGAAGCAAGGAAUAAUUGGACCAAAAGAGCAGUAGAAGAAGCUGAAGCUGUUGCCUCUAUUUCAUGCUCAGGCCAUGGAAGGGCUUUCUUGGAUGGUUUAUUAGGCGUUGAUGGUAAACCCAUUUGCGAAUGCAAUGCUUGCUUUCAAGGUCCUGAUUGCUCUCACCUUAUUCCAAAUUGUGAACUGGACGCCGACAGUGGAGAUCCAAUGUUCUUAGAGCCGUUCUGGUUAAAACAUGCAGCGAGCAGCAGUGUUAUGGUGCCUGGAUGGCAUCGUAUGAGCUAUGAGUUCAAUGAUGGUUCUUUAAUCUCAAAGGAGCUUAAGUCUCAGAUCCUCAAACUCCACUCUUUUGUUGGUAAUGCAAAUACCAGUGGAAGAUACAUUAUUUUUGGAGCAGGAGCUACUCAUCUACUUAAUGCUGCUGUGCAUGCUCUCUCUUAUUCUUCUUCUUCUUCUUCUUCACCGGCUAGGGUUGUUGCUUCGGUCCCCUAUUACCCAGUUUAUAAGGACCAAACAGAGUUUUUCCAAUCUGAAAAUUACAAGUUCGAUAGAGACACUUUGUCUUCAAAACAGAAAAGGGAUUUUUCAUCAAGCAAUUAUAUUGAGUUUGUGACCUCCCCAAAUAAUCCUGAUGGUCAAUUGAAGAAGGCAGUUCUUGAAGGAGCAUCAGUGAAAACAAUUUAUGAUCUUGCCUAUUAUUGGCCUCAUUUUACGGCCAUCUCAACUCCAGCAGAUGAAGACCUCAUGAUAUUUACACUUUCCAAGGUUACUGGUCAUGCUGGCACUAGAUUUGGAUGGGCAAUAAUAAAGGAUGAAGCCGUGUACCAAAGGAUGGUAGAAUAUAUGAGUCUAAGUACGUAUGGUGUACCAAGAGAAACGCAGUUAAGAGUUCUGAAACUUUUGAAGGUAGUUGUUGAAGGAAAAGGAAAUGGAAUUUUUGAAUUUGGAUUCAAAACAAUGAGAGAUCGGUGGAGAAAAUUGAGCAACAUCUUGUCAAUGUCAACACGUUUUUCUCUCCAAGAGCUUCACCACAAUCACUGUUCCUUUUACAAGAAAAUUAAAACACCUUCUCCAGCUUUUGCAUGGCUAAAGUGUGAAAGAGAAGAAGAUAAAGAUUGUCUCGAAGUUUUAAAAUCAGAAGCCAAAAUCACUGGCCGGCAUGGAAGCUUAUUUGGUGCUGAAAGCAACUAUGUAAGACUUAGUCUCGUCAAGAGCCAAGACCAUUUUGAUUUACUGCUUCAACGGAUGGAGACAUUAGUUCAUCAAGAA